Messenger RNA from Miscanthus lutarioriparius, 1563 nucleotides. The record is from the annotation of a GenBank genome assembly. NCBI's taxonomy places the organism in Eukaryota, Viridiplantae, Streptophyta, Magnoliopsida, Poales, Poaceae.
AUGGACGACACCGUCGUCGCCAUCGCCGGCGACGGUGACGACUCCGACCGCCGCCGCCCCCUGCUCUCCCCGACCGAAGAGAUCCACCCCUACACUGACCCCCCGUCCCCUCAGCAUCCGCCUCUGGAUGCUGCGGCGGCGCAGCCCGAGGAGCAGCGGAAGCCGGAGAGAGUGGUCUCGCUCGAUGUGUUCCGCGGCUUCACCGUCGCCGUGAGUGGAAAUUUUAUCCAGACCAUGCUGGUUCUUUGCUCGGCGGCUCCGAAAUUCAGGCGUGGACUCUGGUUGCGUGCGCAGAUGAUGAUACUCGUGGACGACGCCGGCGGGGCGUGGCCGGGCAUCAACCACGCGCCGUGGUUCGGGGUUACGGUCGCGGAUUUCGUCAUGCCCGCCUUCCUCUUCAUCAUCGGCGUCUCCGCCGCACUCGUCUUCAAGAAAAUGCCAAACAAGACAGCUGCAACUAAGAAGGGUGCAAUUCGGGCUUCAAAACUUUUCAUAUUGGGUGUGAUUUUGCAAGGAGGAUACAUUCAUGGACGACACAAACUAACUUAUGGUGUCGAUUUGGAUCAUAUUCGAUGGCUAGGUGUGCUGCAGAGGAUAGCUGUUGGAUACUUUGUAGCAGCAAUGUCAGAGAUUUGGCUUGUCAACAAUAAUUUGGUGGAUUCAUCUGUAUCAUUUGUGAAGAAAUACUUCAUGGAGUGGUUCAUGGCCAUAGCUAUUACAGUACUUUAUGUUGCCUUGGUAUUUGGCCUUUAUGUUUCAAACUGGGAAUUUGAAAUUCAAACUAGCAAUUCAACCCUUUCAAUCCCAAGCAAUUCAAUUGAAACAAAGAUGAUCCAAUGUGGAGUCAGAGGUAGUCUUGGACCACCUUGCAAUGCAGUUGGCUUGGUAGAUCGAGUUUUGCUUGGUGAAAAUCACCUGUACAAGAACCCAGUCUACAAAAGGACAAAGGAAUGCAGUAUUAAUUCUCCUGAUUAUGGACCACUUCCUCCGAAUGCACCAGAUUGGUGCCUGGCUCCAUUUGAUCCCGAGGGUUUAUUAAGUACGCUGAUGGCUGCGGUUACUUGCUUUGUUGGUUUGUUCUUUGGACAUGUUUUAAUUCAUUGCAAGAAUCAUUCAAAGCGAAUGCUAAUAUGGCUGCUAGCUUCUGUGGUGCUGACGAUCUCUGCGUUUUUAGUGCUAUUAUUAGGCAUGCCUUUCAGCAAGCCUUUGUAUACAGUGAGCUACAUGCUACUCACUGGAGGAGUAUCUGGGUUCUUGUUGCUGCUGUUGUACUACAUAGUUGAUGUUAUUCAUAUUAAGAAGCCCUUCGUACUAUUCCAGUGGAUGGGCAUGAACGCACUUAUAGUCUAUGUUCUAGCUGCUUGCGAGCUGUUCCCCACCCUUAUUCAAGGGUUUUAUUGGCGGUCACCUGAGAACAACCUGGUGGAUGUUACUGAAUCUCUGCUCCAGGCCGUCUUCCAGUCGAAACGAUGGGGCACCUUGGCGUUCGUCCUCCUGGAGAUAGUCUUUUGGUGCUUGGCCGCUGGCUUCCUGCACAUGAAAGGCGUCUACUUGAAACUGUAG